Thelazia callipaeda (thelaziosis nematode) is the source of this 612-nucleotide messenger RNA. The record is from the annotation of a GenBank genome assembly. Lineage: Eukaryota; Metazoa; Nematoda; Chromadorea; Rhabditida; Thelaziidae.
AUGGAAUGCUUGAACUCAGAGGACGUAGCUCGAGAAACUGAACUUGAGCAAAAUUUAUCAAAUGGCGUGUUGUUAGCCAGACUUGCUCAUUCAUUUGCGCCUGAUAUUGUUCCAUUAGCAAAAAUUUUUGAUUUUGAACAAGAAGGUCAACCUUGCUAUCGACAUACAGAUAAUAUCAGCUUAUGGAAAGAUGCUGUUAGAAGCAUUCAUUUUCCAGAGAUUUUAAUCCCUGAUACAGUAGAUAUUUAUGAAGGUCGUAAUGUUAAAACAAUAUUCACUUUGCAUGCGCUUGGCAAACAUUUGCAUCGGAUGCGUCGUGGGCCACGUAUUCAGCGUGAAAAUAACCUUCAAUUUUCACCAAAAAUACUUAAUGACGUACGUGAACGAUUAAAAGACAAUGACUUAUCCUUGUUCGGCAAUAUUGAUGCGAUACUUGCAACUACUCCAGAGGAUUUGAAUGCCCAUAUUAAGGCGGUGAUGGAACUAAACAAUAGCAUCGAUGAUAAGGUAAAUAAUUCUAUUUUCACAUUAUUAGAUAUUUUUUCAUUAUUAUCAAAAAAUAAUGAUAGCAUAGAACAAGAAUUGUUUAAAAUUUGUCGUAAAAACGUUUAG